This is a messenger RNA of Pseudopipra pipra, 1309 nucleotides long. Its product is annotated as zinc finger protein 239-like. The transcript has a single exon. The record is from RefSeq and is a predicted model, not a curated record. NCBI's taxonomy places the organism in Eukaryota, Metazoa, Chordata, Aves, Passeriformes, Pipridae. Bases 7 to 831 code for a protein of 274 amino acids.
CUGAGGAUGGAGAGCCUGGAGGACAAAUCCCCCCAUGAGACCCUGGUGGGAGAGGCCGUUUUGAAGGGCUCCCCGGCGCAGGAAGGCAGCGGGGAGGAAAAGGGCCGGAGAUCCCCCCACAGGAGGGGCUCCAAAGCCAUCCCAGGGUGCUCUGAGGAGGAAAGAGCCAGCUUGUGUCGGGAAGGCGGCUGGAGCUUGAGGGGGAGCUCCGACUUGGUGGUCCCUGAGCAGCCUCCCAGCAGGCAGAAGCCCUUCAAGUGUAUGGAAUGUGGGAAGAGCUUCAGGAAGAGCUCCAUCCUUAUCCGACACCAGCACAUCCACACUGGUGAACGGCCCUACAUGUGUGGGGAAUGUGGGAAAAGCUUCAACCAGAGCUCCCACCUCAUCAAACACCAGCGCAUUCACACUGGGGAACGGCCGUACACAUGUAGGGAAUGUGGGAAGAGCUUCAGUGUCAGCUCCAACCUCAUCCAACACCAGUGCAUCCACACUGGGGAACGGCCCUACAAGUGUUGGGAAUGUGGGAAGACCUUCAACUACAGGUCCAGCCUCCGCACCCACCAGCUCAUCCACACCGGGGAACGGCCCUACAAGUGCUUGGAAUGUGAGAAAAGGUUUCCGACCAGCUCAGAUCUCCUCGUGCACCAGCGGACGCACACGGAUGAGAGGCCCUUCCGCUGCACCGACUGCGGGAAGGGCUUCAAGCACAACUCCACCCUCAUCAUCCACCAGCGCAUCCACACUGGAGAGAGGCCGUACAAGUGUGGGGAGUGUGGGAAGAGCUUCACGCACAGCUCUGCCUUGACCAGACACCAACGGAUCCAUCGAUAAGAGAAGCUCUACCAGUGCCCCGACUGCAGGAAGAGCUUCAGACGCUGCUUCCACCCCGAAUGAAGCCCCUGAUGUUGAGGCAACCCCUGCAGUCCAGUGACUGUCAGUCCAUCCCUUUCGACCACAAAGGGCCAGUCCCCUUUCAAGGGAGCAGGUUCUUCCAACAGAACCCUUCUUGGGGGGUGUGUGGAGAUUCCUGCCUUGGCUGGGGACCCCCCAAGGUCACUGCUGGAGGUUGAGAGCAGAGAUCUCCCCACGAACAUUGGUCUGGGGGAGUUCCAUCCAUCUCUAAUUAAGAAUUAUUGCUUUUGUGCCAGCUUGAGUAGAAUUGCUUCAACAAUUGCUUUAGUGUAGAGCACUGUCCUAUGUUAUCCUCUUCUCCUGGUAGUUUUAGUGUUUGUAUUGUGCAGUAAAUAAUUCUGAUGAAGAUCUUUUGUCUGAUCAUUUGUAACCCUAAAUAAAUUCAUUUUUAUCAAUA